CGACGUGUUUAUUAUAUUACAAUGUCUCGAUUGCUUUAUUGUUUUAUCUAACCUUGUCAUCAGUUUGUGUCGCGUUCUGUACAUUAGCACUUCUUAAAAUGAUUUACUUUAGAAUUAUUGUUUUGUGUUCCAUUUUUAUACAUUUCAACGAUUGUUCAAGAAUACUCGCUAUAUUUCCAAUGCCUGCAAUCAGCCAUCAGUCAGCAUUCCGGCCUAUAACACAAGAACUAGCACGAAGAGGACACGAAGUCACAGUGAUCACUCCAAAUCCAGCUUUUUCGAAAGACGAAACUCCAAAAAACUUCAGAGAGAUCGACGUCCACGAUAUCACUUAUGAAGCAUGGAGGAAACUAAUAAGUAAUCUACCAGAAGGCAACAAUGAUGGAUUGUACCUCCAAUUAAAAAUGAUAUUACAUUUCAUAAUAAAAUACGUGGAAAUGCAAAUACUAUCACCUGAUGUACAAGAUUUGAUUAACAACAAUAAUGUGACAUUCGAUUUGAUUCUAUCUGAACAUUGCACUCGGCCGGCCCUGGUUUUUUCUCACAUAUACAACGUUCCAGUCAUAGAAAUAAGUUCUUUUGGCUCGAUGCAUGGAAAAAUAUUUGCGUCGCUCGGAGCGCCGAGUCAUCCAAUUUUAUACCCUACGUGCAUGCAUCAAAGACUUUUUAACUUGACUAUGUGGGAGAAGAUAAAUGCAUUUUAUAACUAUUACGUGCUCAGUAAUUUGAUUGACGAAUACGAAGCAGAGGAAGAUGCUAUGAUCAAGAAAAUUGUUGGAGAAGAUACACCUAGUGUUUCGGAGUUAAAAAAUAAUGUGGCGAUGGUGUUUCUGAACGUGCAUCCGAUUUGGGAGGACAACCGGCCGGUGCCGCCAAAUGUUAUUUACAUGGGAGGCGUGCAUCAAAAGCCAGAGAAGGAAUUGCCUCAGGAUUACAAGUCUUACCUAGAUGCAUCCAAACAUGGCGUGAUAUACUUCAGCUUGGGGACCAGCGUACAUCCUUCUCAGUUGCCACGAGAUAAAAUUCAAGUGAUGCUCAACGUGUUCUCCAAGCUGCCUUACGAUGUUUUGUGGAAAUAUGACAAAGAAGAUCUGCCAGGAAAACCUUCUAACGUCAGGAUAGAGAAGUGGAUACCGCAAGCUGAUUUGUUGCGACAUCCAAAAAUAAAACUGUUCAUAACACAAGGAGGACUUCAAUCAACCGACGAAGCUAUCACAGCUGGAGUGCCGAUGGUCACUAUUCCUAUGCUAGGAGAUCAAUGGUUCAAUGCUGAGCGUCAAGUUUACCACAAAAUAGCAAUUCAACUUAAUUUGCAUACGAUGACCGAAGAUAUAUUCAAGAAUGCUAUUAAUACUAUUAUAGAAGAUGAAAGCUACCGACGCAACAUCGACAAACUUCGUCAGGUGAUGCAUGAUGAGCCUCAGAGUCCAGUAGAGCGAGCUGUGUGGUGGACAGAGCAUGUACUACGGCACGGAGGAGCGGAGCAUCUCAGGUCCCCGGCCGCCAACAUGUCCUGGACGCAGUACUACGAGAUACAGCUGCUCUUACUACUGCUCGCUGGCUUAGUAACAGCUUUAUCGAUAGUCGUCUUCAUUGUAUAUACUUUGUUGAGAUUAAUUAGCAGCAAUUUUGUAAAUAUUAAAAUUAAAAAUAUAGGUAAAGAAGAUUAAUAAUGUUGUACAUUUAGAAAUAAAGGUGAUAUCGCAUAGUUUAUUGUAA
Molecule: messenger RNA, 1719 nt
Organism: Manduca sexta (tobacco hornworm)
Lineage: Eukaryota; Metazoa; Arthropoda; Insecta; Lepidoptera; Sphingidae
Product: UDP-glucosyltransferase 2
Exons: 4
Coding region: 99-1670 (523 amino acids)
Molecular function (GO): UDP-glycosyltransferase activity
Source: RefSeq, a predicted model, not a curated record